AUGGAUGAUGCACCGGGAUUUGCCGGUUCCGGUAGCACAGAUUGGGUGGGAGAGCAAAAGCACACCAUGUUUUCCCGUUUUCGGAUUUAUUCAGUGAAGAGGACUUCAAAUUUGGAAAUGGUUAAGAUCAAAACUCGAAUGGGGAGAAUUUUCCUGGUUGAAUUAGAUGGCAGAGCUUAUAGAUGCAGAUUCUGUGACAGCCCUCUUGCCCUUGCCGAUGAUAUCAUCUCUCGGUCUUUCAGCUGCCGUCGAGGAGGGGCAUAUCUGUUCAGCACUGUUGUGAACAUAACGCUUGGUCCCGAGGAAGAGAGGCUGAUGCUUUCUGGUUUGCAUACUGUAGAAGAUAUUUUUUGCUGCUGCUGCGGACAGAUUCUUGGAUGGAAAUAUGUAUGGUUUCUUUAUCUCUCUGGUUUAGUUGUUGGGAUGGAUGGAUUGAACUAUAGCGCGUCUGUGUCUGUAAACAGAUGGAGGAUAGAAGUGGAUGUUGCUGAGGAAUUCAAUUUAGACGCUCCGCCCGGUUCAACCAUUUGUAACUAUUAUGAGUAUGAGGAAGAUGCAUUUUUCUGGUAUCAUUUUCCUGGGGCCCCCUUUGGUUUCUCCUUUGGAGCCAUCUCAGUGACUGUUCAGUUUGUGGGUGUGGUGUGGGGUGCGCUACGUAAAGCAAAACAGCAGCGUUGGGGAGAGAGAGACGGCCGUGAUGCCUCUGGUGCCGACAGAUUCGCUUGGAGCAGAAGCAGCAAGCAAAAGCAAGAGCUGCCUGCAGACGCAGCAGCGCUGAUGCAUGCUGAUGGUGCUGACGUUGAAGUUAGGUGA
Prunus armeniaca (apricot) is the source of this 813-nucleotide messenger RNA. The record is from the annotation of a GenBank genome assembly. Lineage: Eukaryota; Viridiplantae; Streptophyta; Magnoliopsida; Rosales; Rosaceae.